ACGUCUACACUUGCCAGUAAAUAGUAUUGAAAGUUACUAUUUUAUUUGUGUGUUAUUGCUUACUCGUACAUAAAUAAUACUUGUGAAGUAUGAAUUUGCCUUCGUGGCUAUUUGAUAAAAAAUUUUUUGAUUCAAUAGUUUUAAUAUGACUAAACUUGAGACAAACGACUCCAAUACAAUUAAAUAUUAUUAUGUCAUAAUUAAAUGAUAAUUACCAUUCAAAACACAUAAGUAUAGUUAAUAAUAAAUACUUUUAUGAAUUAAAAAUUGGUAUAUAGUUGAAAAUAAUAAGCAAUAACAAUGAGAUCUUCAUUAACGUUUCGUUAUUUUAAAUUCUUCGCCGCUCUUGGCACUGGAGGUAUUCUUGCCUGUUGUCUCUUAAUGUAUCUCUUAUUAGAUUUGACAUUUACACCAAAAAAAACAGCCAUCAAAGAUUCUGUUGAAAACAAUCAAUGGGUUCAUCUUGAAAAUAGACUGACUAAAUUAGAGGAAGAUUUAAGUAAUCAUCAUAAAGUAAUUGAUUCAAUAAAGGAAGCAUCAAAUUCAAUGCAAGGUGGACAUCAUUCAGUGAAUAAUAAGAAAAACAACGAUUUUACAGCAUCAAAAAAAUUAUUAACGUGUAAUUUCGAUAUGGAAAAAGCUCCAGAAGUUGAUAUCCAAAUGUUAGAUUUAUACCGUCAAUUAGAAUUCGAUAAUCCCGAUGGUGGUGUUUGGAAACAAGGUUGGGCUAUACGUUAUGACGAAAAACAGUGGCAUCCUAAAAGAAAGUUAAAAGUAUUUGUUGUUCCUCACUCUCACAAUGAUCCAGGAUGGUUAGACACGUUUGAAAAAUAUUAUGCCCAAAAAACACAACGUAUUUUAAAUAAUAUGGUGAUGAAGUUAGCUGAAGAUAAACGGAGAAAAUUUAUUUGGGCGGAAAUAUCAUUUUUCAAAUUAUGGUGGGAUGAGCAGACUAAAGCAACACGCGAAAUGGUGAAGCGUUUAAUUGUUGAUGGACAAUUAGAGAUUGUAGCAGGUGGUUGGGUAAUGCCUGACGAAGCUGUAUCUCAUUGGAUGGCUCAGCUAACUCAAUUGACAGUAGGUCAUCAGUGGUUGAAAACAAAUCUAGAUUAUCAGCCUACCAGUGGAUGGGCUAUCGAUCCUUUUGGAUUAUCACCUACUAUGCCAUAUUUAUUAAAAAGUGCUGGAUUAGAGAAUGUUCUUAUUCAACGGGUUCAUUAUGCGGUUAAAAAACGUUUAGCUAGAGAUAAACACCUUGAAUUUCGGUGGCGUCAAUUAUGGGAUACCACUGGUUCAACUGAAAUAUUAACACACUUAAUGCCAUUCUAUAGUUACGAUGUACCACACACAUGUGGUCCCGAUCCGAAAAUUUGUUGCCAGUUUGAUUUUUUCCGAUUACCUAAUUUCGGAUUAAGCUGUCCAUGGAGGGUACCACCGCAGACAAUUACAAAAAAAAAUGUAGCAAUGCGUGCUCAAUUAUUAUUAGAUCAAUAUAGAAAAAAGUCACAAUUAUUUAAAUCAAAUGUAGUAUUAGCACCGCUGGGUGACGAUUUUCGCUAUGCCCAAAGCUCUGAAUGGGAUGCGCAAUUCGGUAAUUAUCAAAAAUUAUUCGAUUAUAUGAAUAAAAAUGAACAAUUAAAUGUAGAUAUUCAAUUUGGAACACUAACUGAUUAUUUCAAUGCUUUAAGAGAUGAGCAAAAUAUUAAUGAAUUACCUAGUUUAUCUGGUGAUUUCUUUACGUAUGCUGAUGAAAAUCAAGAUUACUGGAGCGGAUAUUAUACCUCACGUCCUUUCCACAAGAGACUUGAUCGUGUUCUUUUAGGUGCGUUGCGGGGAGCUGAAAUAUUAUCAGCAAUAGCGUGGGCACGUGGUCAUGAACAUUUAGCAGAAAGUACCAAUGAAAAACGUAUGGUUGAAGCAAGACAAUGGCAUUCGCUGUUCCAGCAUCACGACGGUGUGACUGGUACUGCAAGAGAUGAUGUUGUCAUUGAUUAUGCACAAAAAAUGAUAAACUCUCUCAACAAUACAGCUCAUAUUAUUCAACAGUCUGCAGCGCACUUGUUAAGAAGUGCCCAAGGGUCAGCUUUACAACAAGAAUCUCUCUAUUUCUCUCUAGACGAAGUUAGAUCUCAUCAUACAAGUAUUGGCGAACGAUACGUACUUGCACUUAGUAGUGAUCAACCUUCAAAGAAAGUUAUUAUUUAUAAUUCAUUACCUCGCCAACGAACGAAAGUUCAAACAAUAAUAAUAUCAACACCUUACGUAAGAGUUACCGAUCGUAUGGGCCAACCAGUACAGUGUCAAAUAUCACCUGUUUGGGUUGGUCCAGUAGCAAUGUCAGGUGCACGCUAUGAAUUAUCAUUUGUUGUUACUGUACCUGGUUUCGGGCUCAAUACAUACUUAAUUCAUUCUGUUUAUAAUAAUAAUUUACCAGAAAGUGUUUAUUUAGCAAAUAUAACAUUAUUCAAUACCGCAAUAACGCCAUCAAAUGUACCAGGAUUUACGGACGUCAAAGUACUCCCGUCAACACAAGAAUUUUCAAUAACUCAACGUCCAGAAAUUUCAGCAGCUUUCUCAAAAUCUGGAUUACUUAAAGCCAUUAAAAUUGGAGAAACUACUGUUCCAGUACACUUGGAAUUUGUUAAAUAUGGAACUCAAGGUAUAGGACAUCAUCGGAGUGGAGCUUACCUAUUUAUUCCAGAUAAACCAGAACCUGAUCCAAUUUAUAUGAAUAAUGAUCGCACCAUUCACUUAGUCACAGGGCCUAUUUUAUCGCGAGUUUUUAUACAAUUACCCCAUCUUAAACAUACUUAUACGUUAUUUAACUCGCCUGGUAGUGACGGAUUAGGUCUUCAUAUUUCUAAUGAAGUUGAUAUUACUGAAACACAAAAUUUUGAAUUGGCAAUGCGCUUAAGUACAAACAUUGCGUCUGGUGAUCAGUUUUUCACUGAUUUAAACGGCCUGAAUAUGAUUAAGCGUCAAAGAUUCCCAAAAUUACCCACUCAAGCGAAUUAUUAUCCCCUUCCAGCAGCUGGUUAUAUUGAAGACAAAAAAGUACGAUUAACAGUUAUAACUGGACAACCUUUAGGAGCUUCAUCAAUGGCUUCUGGACAAUUUGAAAUAAUGCAAGACCGCAGAUUAAUGCAAGAUGAUCGACGUGGUCUUGAGCAAGGAGUUAUUGAUAAUUUACUGACGAAUCAUCAGUUUAUGCUAGUCUUAGAAAAAAAGAAACAAUCCUGCAGUAGUUCACCGGUGCCUAAUCAUCCUGCAGGAACACUUUCUAUUGGUGGAUUAUUAGCGUCAGAAGAACUUUUACAUCCUCUUGUUGCUAUGCAUCCACAUCCGUCGUCAGAUAUAGAUUAUAAUGGCCAUUUUUCACCGCUUCGUUUUGAUCUUCCUGUAGAUCUAUCAAUUGUUAAUCUUCGUGUUUUUCCAGUACCUGAAGGUGCAGGUAAAGGUGUUGGUAUGGUAUUGCAUCGUGAACCUAUUGAUAUUUGUUGGAGCGAGGAAUUAAUCUCCAGUCGUUUUAAUAUAUCAAAUAAUGGAGAAAUAAAUCUAACUAAAUUUUUCAAUUUUAUUGAAGAUUGGACCAUUAGUGAAGCACCUUUAACUUUUAGUAAUGUAGGACCUUCACUUAAAUCACCAACUAUUAAUUUAUGUCCUCAUCAACUUUCAGCUAUUUUAUUCCACAAAACACAGUCUUAAAUUGUAUAAAGAGAAUAUUUAUAUUAUUUUAUUAUAAUCAUGAUAUAGAAAUAUUAAUUAAUUCCAUUGAUAAAAAGAAAAUUAACUAUUGCGAAACAAUAAUGUAAA
This is a messenger RNA of Cotesia glomerata, 3813 nucleotides long. RefSeq names its product alpha-mannosidase 2-like (gene alpha-Man-IIa). The transcript has 4 exons. Bases 301 to 3705 code for a protein of 1134 amino acids. Gene Ontology annotation, molecular function: alpha-mannosidase activity; carbohydrate binding. Gene Ontology annotation, cellular component: Golgi membrane. Lineage: Eukaryota; Metazoa; Arthropoda; Insecta; Hymenoptera; Braconidae. The record is from RefSeq and is a predicted model, not a curated record. Gene Ontology annotation, biological process: N-glycan processing; protein deglycosylation; mannose metabolic process.